AUGUAUUUAUCUAAUGCAUCUUCUUCAAGUGGAAAAUUUUAGAGUGCAAAACAACAGCAGCAAGAAUCAAUAAAGGUAAAAGAAUAAUAGGAUUAAACAAUAAAUUCAGAAGGAGAUCUUGAAUCUGAAUUUAAUUAGGAUGAAUUUAAUUAGAAAUCGCAGAACUUUCAGAAGAGCCAGAAAUACAUAGCAUCAGAACAAGAAGUAGUUUCUAUAGAGGCCAGGAAAGAUGUAGUGUAAGUGGAAUAAUUAAACACUGAAGUGUAAGAGGAGAAGCCUUUAAAUUUGAAUUUUGUGUAAAUACCUUCAAAUCAGAGGAACAAUCUGUAGACUUAUAAAUCGGGAAAUAGGAAGCUCAUUCCAAUAAAUCAACAUAGUUUAAGUUAGUCGAUGAUAUCAAAUAUGACAUAAAAUAACAAAGGAGCAGGGUUCCGUAAAAUAAAUGCAUUCUAUUAUGAUAGAAUUGGGGAUCAAAUGAGUUUGAUAUUUAUGGAUAACAGGAAUAUAAUAAAAUAAUUAGCAAGAGAAACAGUCAUUCCUAUUUUGAUAGCAUUUGUGAUAGAGGUUUUGAUUUUAGUUUUGUAGAAUGAGAUUGGAGAGUUUUGUUUUAUUGAUGGAAUUGAUUGUUCUAACUAUUGGGUUAGAUUAUGGUCAUUUUUCAAAUAAUAGAUUGUAAGAUUAUCAUUAAUAAUAAACAGCUUUUUAAAUUAGGGAUUGUAUUUUGCAAAGGUCAUAUACUCUACAAAUUGGUAUUAGGAAAUAAGUUAAUACAAGUCAAGAAUGGUAGACCUUUGAUGGAAUAUUUUGUUUUAAUAAUAAUGACAUUGUCAACAGAUUUCAUAAUGAUAUUUUGGGUUGGAUUCAAUGAAGAUUGGUUAUUUAUAGUAUAUGUGUACAUUCUUGGAUUUGUUGUAUUUUUCAAUACAUUUCGAAUGAAGACAUGGCCAAGUUAUCUUUCUAAAGGGUUGAGUUACUUUCUAUAUGAUAUCACAAUAAUAGGAUUAUUAAUGGCUUGCUUUAAACUAUUUCCAUAUAUAAAAUAAUCUUUCAAAGAUUACAAUUCUGUGGCUUGGCAAGAAUAUUACAUGUUCCUUUAUGCAUUUUUAGAUUUGGGUAUGGAAUUCUUUAUGGAUCUAUCACUUUCAUUCACCAAAUACAGUGAACUAUAUAUAUAUUAAGGAUAGUUGCUGAUAAUAGGUACAAGAGUGGGAACAUUGAUCUAAGGAGACAUGACAAGAUUCGACUUUUGGUUUUGCUUGUUCUUCUUGAUAAUGUUCAGAAUCAAUAAUAUAUCAAUAGUGUUUACUGUAUUUUUGAGACGAGUGAUCUAUUAUGCGACUCCUGAUGGUUUAAAGCCUUAUGUCUCAAUGGAAGAGACUAAUCUAACUCGGAAAGGAAAGAAUGGGGCAUGUUGGGAACAUUUGUUUUGGAUUGUCUACUUCUAUAUGUUUAUAUUUUCUGGACGAACUUUUACUUAUUGGAUUUUUGAUAAAACUUAUCUUUUAAACGGAAAAUUUGAAACUAAUAUUUGGGAUGGAUAUGAUAAAUCUAAUUAUAUGCCAAUAAUUAUAUGGGUCUUUUUGUUGAUACCUGAAUAUAUAGGAUAUAAAUUGAAUAAGUCUAAGAACUACGAUAACAUAAAGCUUUUGGGAGGAAAUAAAAUGAAGUUUUAUGAAAAUCUAUUCAUAAGAAUAUUUGGAGUAUAUUUAUUCAAUUUUGCUAUGAUGAGCAAUUUAAUUUGA
Molecule: messenger RNA, 1742 nt
Organism: Paramecium octaurelia
Lineage: Eukaryota; Ciliophora; Oligohymenophorea; Peniculida; Parameciidae
Source: the annotation of a GenBank genome assembly